CAAAUGACGUAACCCUGAAUGAUUUGCGAGAAAGAUUGAAAAAAAUUAGAAAUUGCGAAGUUGAUCCUGACUAUAAUAUUGAGAUAGCUAAAUUUAUUUGCCAAAAAAUGUUGGUUAAAGAAAGUCAAGAAAAAGAGGACUUAGCUUUUUCAAUUAACCAAAUUGAAGCCGAACAAAGAGAAAAAAUUAAGGAAAUAAUUUGUUAUCUGUUUGUUGAUUUGUUUUCGUCGCAAUCAAUUCCUUCUGUGAUAUUCCCGGAAGAUAAUAUUGAUCCUGCUUAUGUUGACUUGGUAGUUCAUGAAGCAAGCCACUUAUUGACUAGCGAAAAGUCUCAUUUUAGUCAAUCAGAUUUGAAAAAGGCUAUAAAAUUUACCCUUCUCGUUACGAAUCUGAAUAUGACAAUGAGUGCAG
Racocetra persica is the source of this 411-nucleotide messenger RNA. NCBI's taxonomy places the organism in Eukaryota, Fungi, Glomeromycota, Glomeromycetes, Diversisporales, Gigasporaceae. The record is from the annotation of a GenBank genome assembly.